Molecule: messenger RNA, 1971 nt
Organism: Stylophora pistillata
Lineage: Eukaryota; Metazoa; Cnidaria; Anthozoa; Scleractinia; Pocilloporidae
Product: high-affinity choline transporter 1
Biological process (GO): transmembrane transport; choline transport; acetylcholine biosynthetic process
Cellular component (GO): plasma membrane
Molecular function (GO): choline:sodium symporter activity
Source: RefSeq, a predicted model, not a curated record
CGACUUCAGAGCUUUGUUCCCACAGCAGCUGCGACAACAAGCACGCAUUACAACAGCAGACCAAAAGAAAGUGAUCCUACCCAAAAAUGUCAGACAUCAACGUUGCUGGUGUCGUAUCGAUUGUUUUGUUUUACCUGCUCAUUCUUGCCAUUGGUUUAUGGGCUGCUCGCCGGCGAAAGGACAAUGAGGAAGAGACCAUGUUAGCAGGAAGAAGUAUUGGGAUGGUUGUGGGCACCUUUACUUUGACAGCAACAUGGGUCGGUGGAGGAUACAUCAAUGGUACAGCGGAAGUACUCUUUGAUAAAGACCAAGGUCUCGUCUGGGCCCAGGCUCCGUGGGGCUAUGCCCUUAGCCUGGGGUUAGGGGGACUACUUUUUGCCAAGAUCAUGCGCCAAAGAGAGUACAUCACCAUGAUUGACCCUUUCCAGGAAAGGUACGGUCCACGUAUGGGUGGAUUGUUAUACAUUCCAGCAUUGUUGGGCGAAGUAUUUUGGUCUGGCGCCAUCUUGUCAGCUCUUGGUGCCACUGUGAGUGUUGUUAUCGGCUUGGAUCGCUUGACUUCUGUGGUUGUUUCUGCGUGCAUUGCUAUUUUCUACACGUUAAUGGGUGGACUGUACUCUGUGGCUUACACUGAUGUUAUACAACUCAUCUGCAUCUUUGUUGGAUUGUGGCUCAGUAUUCCAUUCGCCAUGACUAACAAAGCAGUGACUAGUAUCACAAAAGAUUCCAGCAAAUGGGUUGGAGAGAUACCUACAGCAAAGAUUGGAGUAUGGUUGGACUAUGCUAUGUUACUGAUCUGCGGUGGCCUUCCAUGGCAAGUGUACUUUCAGCGUGUGUUGUCGUGCAAGACACCAGGAAAGGCUCGUAUAUUGUCUCUGAACGCUUCCUUUGGAUGCAUGUUCAUGGCUGUUCCUGCAAUACUCAUCGGAGCCAUCGGCGCCUCAACAGAUUGGACCCAAACUUCGUUCUACAAACCACCUGAGGGUAACAUCACCAACCAAAUAGCCUCAGUAUAUGUCGAUAAAACUCUGAUCCUUCCCAUGGUACUUCAGUAUCUCACACCAACAGCUGUGUCCUUCAUUGGUCUGGGUGCUGUGUCUGCUGCUGUCAUGUCAUCCACUGAUUCCAGUAUGCUCUCAGCCAGCUCCAUGUUUGCCCAUAACAUUUACAAACUCAUCUUUAGACAGAAGGCCUCCGAGAAAGAAGUUGUGUGGGUGAUGCGUUUUGCCAUAUUCGGAGUUGGCGCGGCCGCUACAGCCAUGGCUCUGUCAGUUGGUUCCAUCUACGUGUUAUUCCAUCUGUGCAGUGACCUGGUGUUUGUGAUACUAUUCCCACAGUUGUGCUGUGUUAUCUAUUUCAAAGCCUCCAACACUUACGGCUCCAUUGCAGGGUACAUAUUUGGCCUUUUUCUGCGCGUGGGGGGAGGGGAAGAUAAAAUUGGUUUCCCAGCCUUCAUUAAAUAUCCAUUUUAUGACGAGGUUAAGGGUCAGCUGUUUCCGUUCCGUACUUUGUCCAUGAUUGUUUCUUUUUCUACCAUUGUCUCGGUUUCGUUCUUGGCAAAGUACUUGUUUGAACGGGAAAUUAUACCUUUAAAGUAUGAUUUCCUGAAGGCCUUUAGGAAAGACGAGGAGAAACACCAGAGGAAACCAGUGGAGGAAAAGUUUAUUAUGAAAGAUUACUGAGACAACAAAAUUUGAGAGAUACAGUGCAGUUGUGUUGAUUCAUCCAUUCAAAGUUCUAGUUAUAGCAUUGAUGUAUGUAGGGUAGCUUGACGUCAUAAGAAAAGAUAUUGUUAGUGAAAUAGAGCACCAUUAAGAACAGGAGCUAUUUUAGUUUAAUGUCACUGAAAAAAGUUUAAUUAUCGAAACAUGUAUCGAUUUUACAUAUAGAUUGUCUGUCUCUGCUAGAAUAUCAUUAUGUAUAGUUGAUUAAGAAAACAAUUAAAAAGUUGACUCAAGAUUUUUCCUUCGA